CUUGAGACAGCCGUCCCAAAGGUGAGAUGGUCGUCCCAAGAAGCCAAUUUCAAACGGGACGCCCGUCCCAAGUUUGAGACGCCCGUCUCAGGGCCAAAUUUUCAAGUGAGACGGUCGUCCCACUCCUCAGUUGGCUGUCCCAAAGGAAAAUUUUCAAGUGAGACGGCCGUCCCAACCCAGACGGCCGUCCCAACCCAGACGGCCGUCCCAAUUCUCCUGGCUCCUCCUAUAUAUGCUAGGCGUGGAUCCUUGCCUUGGUACCCCAUUCCAAGCAUUCUAUCUUGCUUCUCCUCCCUUUUUACACACUUCUAG
This is a messenger RNA of Sphenostylis stenocarpa, 312 nucleotides long. The record is from the annotation of a GenBank genome assembly. Lineage: Eukaryota; Viridiplantae; Streptophyta; Magnoliopsida; Fabales; Fabaceae.